Molecule: messenger RNA, 520 nt
Organism: Laetiporus sulphureus 93-53
Lineage: Eukaryota; Fungi; Basidiomycota; Agaricomycetes; Polyporales; Laetiporaceae
Exons: 3
Coding region: 159-488 (109 amino acids)
Source: RefSeq, a predicted model, not a curated record
GCUAUCCGUAAGCCCUCAUCUGAACCUGACCCUCUGCGUUCAUGUCCGGUUAACCAGGCAUGGUAUAAAGAGCCGUGCACCGAUGGACAUCCUUAAAGUCCCUCCGAGAACUGUUCUAUUUUGCAUUGACUGUUGUCACCGACGUUGAUACCUCCACAAUGUCGAACGCGUCAGCUGCAAGCAUAUUGGCUCAGGAAGAAGCGGACCUCUUACAGGAAUCAUACAUUUAUGCCUACUGCUGUCUCGCAACUACUGGUACGCUCUCGGGUUGGACCACUAUAAACGAUCGAACUCGACUCACAGACUGGACAUGUUCAGCCCUCAUCUUCUUUGAGCACAUUGUGACUUUUUCUGAAGAGGUUCAUGUCAUCUGGGGAGGCAGGUUGACCACUGUCACGGUCAUCUUUGCCCUCAACCGUUAUCUGCUCAUGGUGCAAGGCGUUAGUAACGCACUGGAUGUCAUCUGGUGGCGUACUCCACUGAGGUGAGCAGCGACGAGCACGCCGUAUGUUCAGUGCAG